This is a messenger RNA of Fundulus heteroclitus (mummichog), 1282 nucleotides long. RefSeq names its product cyclin-dependent kinase 15-like. Gene Ontology annotation, biological process: protein phosphorylation. The record is from RefSeq and is a predicted model, not a curated record. Gene Ontology annotation, cellular component: cytosol; nucleus; cytoplasm. The transcript is spliced from 8 exons. Gene Ontology annotation, molecular function: cyclin binding; cyclin-dependent protein serine/threonine kinase activity; ATP binding. NCBI's taxonomy places the organism in Eukaryota, Metazoa, Chordata, Actinopteri, Cyprinodontiformes, Fundulidae. Bases 24 to 860 code for a protein of 278 amino acids.
ACAGGAUCAGACAGAGGAGAAAAAUGGAGGAACCAUCGAGCUGCAUGAGGGGCGCCAGCUGCUGGAUGAGAAGCUGCUGGGGUGGCGAGGAAGAGGAGGAGGAAGAGGAGGACAAGGAGGAGAAGCAGAUGGGAGAAAAGGAUGGAGGACCAGAGGAGGACGACGAUAGUCCAAGGAGCUGCAGGAGCUGGACUUCCAUCCCGCCUUCUAGGGUGGAUCGUGAACCUCCCAACCCAUCCGGGUCCCAGCCUCACUGGUUCCACACUUUGCAGGUCCGAAGGCUCAGGGUUCCACGAGGACGCAGCAACAGCGACCCAAUGAGAGCAGCGACUGAGCAGGAAUGCUUCACCUGGAAAGCGGGUCUGGAGUUUGGAGCAGCCCAGUCAUACCUGAGUCUGGAGAAACUGGGAGAAGGAGCGUUUGCCUCCGUUUACAAAGGCAUCAGCAGGAUCAACGGGCAGCUGGUGGCACUGAAGGUGAUUCGUAUGAAGACUGAGGAGGGCGUCCCGUUCACUGCCAUCAGAGAAGCGUCUCUUCUUAAACAUCUGAAACACGCCAACAUCGUCCUCCUGCAUGACAUCAUCCACACCAGAGAAUCUCUCACCUUGGUCUUUGAAUAUGUGCAGACAGAUCUGGCCCAGUAUAUGACGCAGCAUCCCGGAGGAAUCCACUCUCACAAUGUGCGGAUCUUUAUGUUCCAACUGCUCCGUGCUCUCAACUACAUCCACAGUCGCAGAAUCCUCCACCGAGAUCUGAAGCCCCACAAUCUGCUCAUCAGUCACCUGGGAGAGCUCAAACUGGCCGACUUUGUUCCUGGUGAAGCUCUGCCUUUUGUCCUGGUGUCUCCUGAGAACUGCUAACCUGACUAGUCACUCUGAAAAAGCUCUGCCCAGUGCCAAGCCUCCCAGCUUCGUUUGGACUCUCUCUCUCCAGGCUGUCAGCUCCUGCCUUCAUCUGCAGCCCUGUACCUGUGUAUUCCUGGAUUACUGGUUACAUCACCCACCAUCCCAUCAAACCUGUCAAUAAAAAUCCUUAACUUUAGUCCUGUGUGUGUGGUUCUGGGUUCAUCAAAGACAAAUCUUGACACUCUCCAUCUUGAGACACAUGCAAAUAGUGUACCAAAUGUUUUUUUCUCAACCAGGUAUAUCCGGAUUUUGUUUCAUCAGCUGUGAUACUGAAGAGGGUACACCUUUUAACACUAUUUUCAAAAUAAUUUACGCAGAUUGGACCGGUCUUCUUUAGGAUUCACACCUGUGUGUUUGAUCCAUUUUUCUGCCGCCUG